Molecule: messenger RNA, 582 nt
Organism: Echinostoma caproni
Lineage: Eukaryota; Metazoa; Platyhelminthes; Trematoda; Plagiorchiida; Echinostomatidae
Source: the annotation of a GenBank genome assembly
AUGUUUCCAUGUUCUGUGCCCCCUCUGUAUGUGUGUUUAUGUACAGCCAGCGUCGGACAACGUGGAAACGAUUGCCCGGAAAGUAAACCUUGGCCAUGUCGUACACCAAAUGUCUGUCUUUCAUUUGCUCUCAUCUGUGACGGGGAAGCUGAUUGUCCGGACGAAUACGACGAAGAUCAAGAGAUGUGCACAGCAAAGGUACGUCCGGCUGAGGAACACUUGCAAGGUUUUAUCAAUAAAUACCGGAACUGGUUGAUUCCCGAUAUCCUGGGUGAAGGAAAACCGGAGGAACUCGCUACUAAACUCGUAGAAAGCAAAACAAUUGUGGAUUAUGCCAAGGCUGCGCACUUGAACGCGGACCAGGUGAACAGACUGAUUCAGCUGUUGAACGGAGUUAAAAAUGGUAAACAAAUUGAGUUGCAUGUGAUGGGAAUGCCAUUGGGUGCGUGGAGUGAAUUGUACGUUCUGUUCUAUCGAAUCUACUUGAGCGGGUUUUUGGACAAUGUGGACGAAUUGCCCGGGGUACAGACGAUUACGAAACAUUCAUACUGGGAGAAACGUCCCUACUAUCACUACUACUGA